Lathyrus oleraceus (garden pea) is the source of this 1081-nucleotide messenger RNA. RefSeq names its product protein NSP-INTERACTING KINASE 1. Lineage: Eukaryota; Viridiplantae; Streptophyta; Magnoliopsida; Fabales; Fabaceae. The transcript has 2 exons. Bases 20 to 1081 code for a protein of 353 amino acids. The record is from RefSeq and is a predicted model, not a curated record. Gene Ontology annotation, molecular function: protein binding; ATP binding.
UACCCUUAGAAAAAUCCUAAUGGAAAUUUCAAGAGGAGAAGGUUUUCUAUGUUUUGUGACGUUGUUCUUGUUUUCGUGUUCUACUAAUGCUUUGCUUUCUCCUAAAGGAAUUAACUUUGAAGUUCAAGCUUUGAUGAGUAUAAAAGCUUCAUUAAUGGAUCCUCAUGGAAUUCUAGAGAAUUGGGAUGGUGAUGCUGUUGAUCCAUGUAGUUGGAAUAUGAUUACUUGUUCUACUGAGAAUCUUGUUAUUAGUUUGGGAAUUCCUAGUCAGAAUUUAUCUGGUACAUUAUCACCAAGUAUUGGAAAGUUAACAAAUCUUCAAACUAUUAUGUUACAGAAUAACAACAUAACUGGACCAAUCAGUUCAGAGCUAGGAAAACUUUCCAUGCUUCAAACACUUGAUCUUUCUGAUAACUUUUUCAAUGGAAAGAUUCCUACUUCUCUUGGUCAUCUGAGAAAGUUUCAAUACUUGAGGAUUAAUAAUAACAGUUUUUCUGGUGAAUGUCCCGAGUCGUUGGCGAACAUGGCGCAACUUACUUUUUUUGAUUUGUCAUUCAACAAUUUUAGUGGCAGUGUGCCUAGAAUCUUGGCCAAAUCAUUCAAUAUUGUUGGAAACCCUCUGGUCUGUGCUACAGCAAAAGAAACAAACUGUCAUGGGAUGAAACUCAUGCCUAUGUCAAUGAACUUAAACAAUACUAACGCUCACAAAAGGGGUCAUUGCGUUUGGUUUAAGUCUUGGAUGCCUUUUCUUAUUAGUCCUUGGUUUCGGAUUUUUGGAGUUGGAAAAGGCGGCUUCGGCAUUGUCUACAAAGGAAUUCUUUCGGACGGUACGCUUGUCGUUGUAAAGAGGCUUAAAGAUGGAAAUGCCUCCUUGGAAGAAGUUGUGAUGGCCUUGAAAUACGGAGGAUAUAUCUUCAACAAUCUCCACACUGAAAUCAAUACAAGGCACAUUUAUAUGACAAUCAAAAUGGUUGAAAAGUACUCUGGUUUGCAGUUACAACCACACAAGGCUUUUGUGGGGGCUAAUGAUUUUGCUCAUGAAAGUGGCAUACCUCAGGAUGGAAUGCUUACAUUGCACUAG